AUGGCUUGUACUCCAAACAAGUUGUUCACUUAUGCAUUACCUGUGUGGGAAGGUUCUGCAAAUGACUAUAGAGUCCUUCAAGAUGCAUUGUCUAGGACACAGCCACAUGGCUUGAAAGUAUAUGGUGGGAAGUAUUACUUGUGUGAUGCGGGAUACACGACCAUGUCGGGUUUCAUCUCCCCGUAUCGUGGUGUCACUUAUGCAUUACCUGUGUGGGAAGGUUCUGCAAAUGACUAUAGAGUCCUUCAAGAUGCAUUGUCUAGGACACAGCCACAUGGCUUGAAAGUAUAUGGUGGGAAGUAUUACUUGUGUGAUGCGGGAUACACGACCAUGUCGGGUUUCAUCUCCCCGUAUCGUGGUAAUCGUUUCAAAAUUCUCACCGCAAAGCCUCAUUACCCUUUUCGUGUGCAAGUGGAUAUCGUAUUAGCUUGCAUAGUUCCUCACAAUUAUAUUGCAAUGGUUGACACGGAUGAUGACAUAUUCAAUGAGACCGUUGACAUCAAAGAUGAUGAAUGUGAUGUUGUUAAUGAAGAUGAGAAUAAUAUUGUUGAUGUCUCUCAACCCCAAAUUCAAAGGGAGCAAACACAAUCAAGAAACAUGUGGAAUGAUCGUAGAAAUCAAACAGCUUGGGAAAUGCGAGUUGAUUAUUGUGAAAAAUAUAAGGGGGAGAAUACUAAUGAAAUAGGCAUGUGA
Molecule: messenger RNA, 693 nt
Organism: Asparagus officinalis (garden asparagus)
Lineage: Eukaryota; Viridiplantae; Streptophyta; Magnoliopsida; Asparagales; Asparagaceae
Exons: 4
Coding region: 1-693 (230 amino acids)
Source: RefSeq, a predicted model, not a curated record